Molecule: messenger RNA, 1192 nt
Organism: Metopolophium dirhodum (rose-grain aphid)
Lineage: Eukaryota; Metazoa; Arthropoda; Insecta; Hemiptera; Aphididae
Product: ras-related protein Rab-9B-like
Exons: 3
Coding region: 258-911 (217 amino acids)
Biological process (GO): retrograde transport, endosome to Golgi
Cellular component (GO): phagocytic vesicle; late endosome; lysosome
Molecular function (GO): GTPase activity; GTP binding
Source: RefSeq, a predicted model, not a curated record
AUAUACCAUAGAGUAUAAAUGUCUAUUGUGAAUUGUGAUAGUUCACUUUUAUUUUAUUUUUUUUUUAAAUAUGCUUGUACAAUUAUUGUGUUAAAGCCCAUUGAAGACUCGACCACGACUGAGUAUUCGGGAUUUGUGAAAUAAAUUGUUGGUUUGUUUUUAAUAGCUAUCUGAUUAUUAAAUUAAUUAUAAUUUAAAUACAAGCAUGAUACAUUUAUUUAGUGUCACCUGAUAUCAUAGUUUUAUUUUACAUCGGUAUGAAAGAUAAAACGAUUUUGGUUAAACAAAACCCAAUACUGAAAGUAGUCAUUUUGGGAAAUAGUAAUGUAGGAAAAUCAUGUUUGAUGAACAGGUUUGUAAGUAACAGUUUUAGUGACCAUACACUUCAUACAUUGGGCGUAGAAUUUCUUCAAAAGGAACUCGAUGUCAAUGGAAUUGUAUAUACUUUGCAGAUUUGGGAUACUGCAGGCCAAGAAAGAUUUCGAACACUUCGAACACCUUUUUAUAGAGGAACUGAUAUUUGUUUGCUAACAUUUGCUGUUGACGAUGUCCAAAGCUUUAAAACUGUAGAUUCAUGGAAAAAAGAAUUCUUACAAUAUUCCAGGACAACUGAUGUAAAUUUUCCAUUUCUUGUUGUUGCUACAAAGGUAGACCUGCAAGACCGAGUAGUUUCUAGAGAUGAAGCAAACAGAUGGUGUUCAGAAUAUCUGAGUGCUCCUUAUGUUGAAACUAGUUCUAAAACAGAUAUGAAUAUAGAGACUGCAUUUACUUUAGCUGUUGAAGUUUGGGCUUCAACAGAAAGGCCCUCCGAAUUAAAAAUAUCACAUACCAAUUUAGUUAAAUUAUCUAGACCAAUCAAUGGUAGCGCUGCUUGUCCUACAGCUGAAAUAGUAUCACCUAAGUGUUGUUAACAACAUAUUAUGCAAUAACUUAGUGCAUUUUGGCGUACAUUUUUUGUAACUUCAAUACAGCAAUACAUAUUACAUAUAUAUUUUUUAUAAAGUUAAUUUUUGAGUUAAAAUAAAAAUAAAUUUACAAGAAUAUCAAUAUUUAUCCUAUUAUUUUGUAUACAUUUUAAGUAAUAACCAAUUUGUAUUUACCUUUUACCUUUUAUUAAAUGUAUUAUUGUUAUUUUUUGUACAAUAGGCAAUAUAUUUUAAUUGUAUUUAUUAAAUAGUAUUGUUAAACAUAA